This is a messenger RNA of Rhododendron vialii, 2127 nucleotides long. Its product is annotated as auxin transporter-like protein 4. NCBI's taxonomy places the organism in Eukaryota, Viridiplantae, Streptophyta, Magnoliopsida, Ericales, Ericaceae. The coding region runs from base 453 to 1904 and encodes 483 amino acids. Gene Ontology annotation, cellular component: plasma membrane. The record is from RefSeq and is a predicted model, not a curated record. The transcript is spliced from 10 exons.
UUACAGAUCAAGACCCUGUCUCUCUCUCUCUCUCUCUCUCUCUCUCUCAAGCCAAGCCCCAAGAAUCGAAUCAGAAGUGGAAUAUAGUUCUCCCUCUCCCUCUCUCUCUCUCUCUCUCUCUCUCUCUCUCUCUCAUUCAUUUGGGUGCGUACUUAAAUAGGAUCAAAAGUGGUGCUUUAUUGCCACUCUUUGCUCAUGCCAAUACUAUUUGGGAAAACAGUUUUCUGUAGCUAUUGCUGCUUUUGAGGCCUAUAUCGCCGCCUUCCGAAGCUGCUGCAGAGCUCUUGGAAUUUACUUCUCUCUCUCUCUCUCUCUCUGCCAAAUCUUGGAAUGAAGAAUUUCAACACUCUGUUUUAACCGGGAUCCUCUGCUUCCGAAAGAGAUCUGGGUUUCACGAAGAAGACUCCUCAAGUACAAGAUCUGGGAGUGGGCUUUAGAGGGAAUCGAAGACAAUGAUGGGUCAGAUACAAGCAGAAGAAUCCAUGGUGUACACCAAUAACGAGACCGAAACCAAUGGAAGUCUAGAGCUAGAAAAACAUGGAGGAGACGAAAGGGAAGAAGAUCGUUCCACUUUCGGUGUCAAGAGCUUCCUGUGGCAUGGUGGCUCUGCUUGGGACGCUUGGUUCAGCUGUGCUUCCAAUCAAGUAGCACAGGUGCUGUUAACGUUGCCGUACUCAUUUUCGCAACUGGGAAUGGCAUCAGGAAUUGUGUUUCAGGUAUUCUAUGGACUAAUGGGAAGCUGGACGGCGUACCUCAUCAGUGUCCUCUACAUUGAGUACCGUACCCGGAAGGAGAAAGAGAAUGUCAGCUUCAAGAACCAUGUCAUUCAGUGGUUUGAAGUGCUUGAUGGGUUACUGGGUCCUUACUGGAAAGCAGUGGGUCUAGCCUUCAACUGUACUUUCCUUCUAUUUGGAUCUGUUAUACAGCUCAUUGCUUGCGCAAGUAACAUAUACUACAUAAAUGACAAGCUUGACAAGAGGACAUGGACGUACAUAUUUGGAGCAUGCUGUGCGACCACUGUAUUCGUGCCCUCGUUUCACAACUACCGGAUUUGGUCAUUUCUUGGCCUCGGGAUGACUACCUACACUGCCUGGUACCUCACCAUAGCUGCUGCAAUUCAUGGCCAGGUUCCUAAUGUGCAACACUCAGCUCCAACAAAGGCAGUGCUGUAUUUCACCGGCGCCACCAAUAUUCUGUACACCUUCGGUGGACAUGCUGUCACUGUGGAAAUUAUGCACGCGAUGUGGAAACCCAGGAAAUUCAAGUACAUUUACUUGAUCGCGACGCUCUACGUUUUCACACUGACACUCCCGUCGGCUUCCACCGUGUACUGGGCAUUCGGCGACCAACUAUUGAACCACUCCAAUGCCUUCUCUCUCCUCCCCAGGACCCAUUGGCGUGACGCUGCCGUUAUCCUAAUGCUCAUUCACCAGUUUAUAACAUUCGGGUUCGCAUGUACACCUCUGUACUUCGUGUGGGAAAAGGUGAUUGGAAUGCACGACACAAGAAGCAUUUGCUUGAGGGCGUUGGCGAGGCUUCCGGUGGUGGUACCGAUAUGGUUUCUGGCCAUUAUCUUUCCCUUCUUUGGGCCCAUUAACUCAGCUGUUGGUGCCCUACUUGUCACUUUCACUGUCUACAUCAUCCCUUCUCUUGCCCAUAUGCUCACUUACAGGAAGGCCUCUGCCCGCCAGAACGCAGCAGAGAAGCCUCCUGUUUUCCUGCCCAGCUGGGCGGCCAUGUACGUGGUGAACAUCUUCAUCGUGGUCUGGGUUCUGGUGGUGGGCUUCGGGUUCGGCGGAUGGGCUAGUGUGACCAACUUUGUGAAGCAGGUUGACACAUUCGGGCUCUUUGCCAAGUGCUACCAAUGCAAUCCCCCAUCCCCGACGCCGCCGUCGAAACCCUGAGCCGACCAUCGACUUGCUACAAACUCGACCGAGUUCAAAAUCCAAAACUCAGUACACCCCCCUUCCCCCCUCUCCAUAUUUUGUAUCAUAACAUGGGGAGGUAGCAAACAUUUCCCCUUCCAUGUGAUGUGUGUUGGAUUCCCCUUUUUCUUUUUUCUCUUUGUUUUUUUUUGGGCUUAAUAUUCCAGAUAAUUAAUUAAUAUAAUGUAUUGAUUUGUGGUGA